Molecule: messenger RNA, 2610 nt
Organism: Tripterygium wilfordii
Lineage: Eukaryota; Viridiplantae; Streptophyta; Magnoliopsida; Celastrales; Celastraceae
Product: aldehyde oxidase GLOX-like
Exons: 9
Coding region: 1-2610 (869 amino acids)
Source: RefSeq, a predicted model, not a curated record
AUGUCGAAUUGCAAUGAUUUCACGUAUUCACAUUGCAUCUCAAUCAAUGUAUUUAAAUCAGUCAUCAUUAUCUGGAAUUCCUUCUAUCUCUUUUACUGCUCCACCUUCUCCAGCUUUGGUUUUACACACAAACACAUACCGACACCCACAUCGAUGGGAACCGGCAUUGAAGGUGCUGGAGUUUUGUUCAGGCCGUUGUCAGAAGAGGCUGUGGCUCCGUUCAGAGAAGGCAUAGCUUUGACUCUCUCCAAAUGGUCAGCUCUGCAAAUGGCCGUAGAGAACGAGUGGGGCGGUCGUGGAUCCCGCAGCAUAUCUGAGCAGCUCAACUCUGAUAUUUUGUCCUGGUUCACGCAGUCUAGAGAUCCGCUUUACAUUGAUGAUUUAGAAAAUAUUCUUGAUGAAGCUAUGCUUUCUCUGAAUACAAUGAUUGAGGAUGGUAGCGUUGAGGAGGUGGCAGAAAAAUUGAUGAUUAUGCAUGAAGAAUGUUUGGAAGGCAAUUAUACUUCUAUUGAAAAACUGAGACAUGCCAUUCCACAAAGAGUAAAUCAUCAGCAUAUAAGACAGGCAAUUUUGUUGAAGUGUGUUGUCAUUUUAGACAACUGGUGCUUAUUUAUCUCAGAGGGUUUUGCUUCUUUUCAUUCUGGUGUGCAUUUGAGAAAGAAAGCCAAUAGGAUUGGCCUGAACCCUAGUUCAGUGGCAAAUGAUGAGGAUGAUGAGGACGAUGACGAAGAUGACAGAAUGGAAGAUGAUGAUGGACCAAACAUGAUGGUGGAUUCAGCAGGAUCACAGUCAAGUUCAAGAGUAGAAACGCCAGUUAAUGGAGUUAAGUCCAAGGAGACAACUCAAGCAGAAGAUGGAUGGGAGGCUGUGCUGCCACUGUUGAUGGACCUAUUAUUACUGAAAUCACCUACUCUUCUGAACUCAUGCAUAUUUGAACGGGCGUGUAUGAGGUUACAGGCUCUUCUACUUCCACUACUACUCUCAUUCUUCUUCCCUCUUCACUCUCCUGCAACAUCCCAAUACACCAUUCGUGCGCAAGGCGAAUGGCGUCUUUUGCACGAAAGCGUUGGCAUUUCUGCUAUGCAUAUGCAACUUCUACAUAACAACAAAGUCAUAAUGUUUGAUCGUACUGAUUUUGGCUCCUCCAACCUCUCUCUCCCCAACGGCGGUUGUCGUGUAGACCCUUCAGACACAGUACUUCAAACGGAUUGUAGCGCGCACUCCAUCCUCUACGACGUUGCAACCAACGGUUAUCGCCCUCUCACUGUCCAAACAGACACUUGGUGCUCCUCCGGGGCCGUCCUACCAAAUGGAAAUCUAGUCCAAACUGGCGGAUACAAUGACGGUGAACGUGUCGUUCGAUUAUUCGCUCCGUGUGACAAUGAAAAGUGUGAUUGGAUUGAGUAUCCACAGUAUCUAAUCGAGCGGAGAUGGUAUGCAACAAAUCAAAUCUUACCGGAUGGUCGUAUUAUUAUUGUUGGUGGUAGAAGACAAUUUAACUUUGAAUUCUAUCCUCGUAAUAUUAAUCUUGGAGACCCUUCUACAUUAACUACAUUUAGGCUUAAUUUCUUGAGAGAUACAAGAGAUGGUCAUGAUGAGAACAAUUUGUACCCUUUUCUGCAUCUACUACCAGAUGGGAACUUGUUCAUUUUCGCCAACACUAGAUCAAUACUCUUGGACUACAACCGAAAUCAAAUUCUCAAGGAGUUUCCUAGCAUUCCCGGUGACGAUCCUCGAAACUAUCCGAGCUCCGGCUCCUCGGUUUUGCUUCCAUUGGAUGAAAACCUAGGCAACAACAUUCAAGUUGACAUCUUGGUUUGUGGUGGUGCACCGAGGGGCUCGUUCGCUCGAGCUGCGCAACGGGACUUUUUGCGCUCGAGCUCAAGUUGUGGAAGGUUGAGAGUUAGUGACCGAAACCCUAACUGGAUCAUGCAAGAAAUGCCAAUCCCCCGUGUAAUGGGAGAUAUGCUAUUGUUACCAACCGGCGACGUGAUUAUAAUCAACGGCGCUGAGUUGGGAACAGCCGGUUGGGAGGAUGCGCGGGCACCGGUCACCCGGCCAGUCAUAUAUCGUCCUUCUGAACACCAAUCAAAUUGGAGAUUCGCGGUCAUGGCACCAUCACCUAGACCAAGAAUGUACCAUUCAUCGGCUAUUUUGCUAGCCGAUGGGCGCGUACUAGUUGGGGGUAGCAACCCACACAUGUACUACAACUUCUCGGGUGUUGCAUAUCCAACUGAUCUGAGCUUGGAGUCCUUUUCGCCCCCGUAUUUGUCAAUCGAGUACGACACCAUUAGGCCCAAAAUACUGUCACGAACUGAGACAAUUGGGUAUGGAAAACCAUUCAUGUUGAGGUUUGUGGUGAAGGAGUAUCUCACAAUGAGUCUUGUCUCACUGAGAAUUCUUGCACCUUCAUUCACUACCCAUUCAUUUGCCAUGAACCAGAGGAUGGUGGUGCUGAAGGUGACUGGGAUUUCGUACGAGUCGUCGGAUACGUUUCUGAUGAAUGCUGUUGGACCAUCGAAGGCGGAGAUUGCACCACCAGGUCAUUAUCUGUUGUUUGUGGUGCAUUCUGGUAUACCUAGCCAUGGGGUUUGGGUGAGGAUACAAUAA